Dentiscutata erythropus is the source of this 304-nucleotide messenger RNA. The record is from the annotation of a GenBank genome assembly. Lineage: Eukaryota; Fungi; Glomeromycota; Glomeromycetes; Diversisporales; Gigasporaceae.
AUAUCUCACGCUAUUAAUCAGCAUAUUCAUCUUGGGUUUGAUAUCUCUAUAGAACAAGAUAUAGAGAACACUAUUAAGGAUAUUUGUGGAACCUCCAUAGCAAAUUUAAAACCAAACCGAGACAGAGGAGAAUUUUCUGGAUGCAUAUUGGUAUAUGCAAUUCCUAAUAUUGGAGAUUGGAGGAUAUUUACAUCAGUUGAUUUAAAAAAAUUACGCAAAAAGGAUAUUAUCAAACCAAAUCCUGAAGUCUCUGCUCAUACCAUCUCCAGUUCUAAUUGGGAAGUGCCUAUUCCGAAUAUUGCGA